GGCGGUCCGAAGAUGUAGGGUACAUAAGAGGUUCCCAGUUUCACCCUCUAAGGAUUCAGAGAGAGAGAGAGAGCGUGUGAAAGAGUGAGUCUGAAAAAGAGAGAGACAGAGAUAUAGGUGGUAGUAGCAGCAGAUUCUGAACAUAACAGUCAGUAGUAGUGAGGUUGUUUCUCUAGCAACCUCUCAUCUCUCACACAGGACUGAUAGAUGAAAUAGAUUGAUACUGUGUUGAUCCUCCAGGGGAAAUCCAGUCAGGACCAGAAACAGUGGGAGCUCUGUAGACAGCUUAUGUAGACAGACAGCUGAUCUCUAUAGAUUUCCAGGUUAGUCAGGUCAGUCUCUCUGAGAUAGAAUCUCUUCUACAAGAGGGACCAGGGAAGUGAAAAAGAAGGCACUGAUCUGAAGAGAGGAGUCUUUCUGGUCGGUGAGAGAGAGAGAGAGAGAUGGGCACCCCCCUGCCUGGUUGUGUGUCCCUGACCCCCCUGGUCUUGACCCUGACCCUCACCCUGCUGCUGGCCCUCAGACUGGACCACAUGGUGGAAGCAUGCAGCUGCAACCCAGCCCACCCCCAGCAACACUUCUGCAGCGCUGAGAUAGUGAUCAGAGGAAAGAUCUCUGGGGAAAAGGUUGUGUCUCCUAGCAACAGCACUUCUCCUUACCUGAAGAUGAUCCAAUAUGAGAUCAAACUGAUCAAGAUGUUAAAAGGCUUUGAGAAGGUGAAGGACAUCCAGUAUGUGUACACACCUGUCUUCUCCUCCCUGUGUGGAGUCAAACUAGACUCCAACAACAAGGUCCACUACCUGCUGUCAGGUAGUAUGUGGAGUGAUGGGAAGGUGUCCAUUGGACUGUGUGAUCUGGUAGAACCCUGGGACAACCUGUCCAUGUCGCAGAAGAAGAACCUCAACUACAGAUACCAGAUGGGCUGUGACUGCAAGAUUGCUACCUGCUACUCAGUGCCUUGUGCCACCACUACGGAUAAUGAGUGUCUUUGGACCGACUGGCUGCUGGUUAACAGUCUGAGUGGGGAGCAGGCCAGACAGUAUGCCUGCAUCAAAAGCUCAGACUCUUCCUGCAGCUGGUACCGGAGCGGCCCGCCACCAGAGAAUGACUUCAUGGACAUGUCAGACCCCUGAGAGGGGUAGGAUUGGGGUUAGGGAGGGGCUACUUUACUCCAGGACAGAGAGAGAAGAGGGGCAGGGGCGCUGAUUACACUACUGCUGCGUUCAUGUGCUACUUGGAAAUUCAUACAUGCUUGACUGGGAAACUUGAGUUGCUGUUUUCUCAUGGAAUUAUCAAUAUUACAGUUUCCAACAUCCAAAACAACGUUUAGUAGGAUUGCUGAGUUUCUGAUUUUCAGAGGAGCACAUGAACGGAGCACCAGACACAGAAUAUCUCUUCCUAUUUCCUGACUAGUUCUCCAGAGUCCAGAGGCUCCUUGUAUCUCCUACUCCCUCUGAUUUAGGGAUGAGGUCUGUCCUGUCACUAUGUAUGUAUGACUAUGAAGCUAACAAGAGACAGGACAUGCCCAGACACAACGCAUUCAGAAGAGGAGAGAUGGAGAGUGAUGUAUGACUAUGAAGCUAACAAGAGGCAGGACAUGCCCAGACACAACCCAUUCAGAAGAGGAGAGAUGGAGAGUGAUGUAUGACUAUGAAUCUAACAAGAGACAGGACAUGCCCAGACACAACCCAUUCAGAAGAGGAGAGAUGGAGAGUGAUGUAUGACUAUGAAGCUAACAAGAGACAGGACAUGCCCAGACACAACCCAUUCAGAAGAGGAGAGAUGGAGAGUGAUGUAUGACUAUGAAGCUAACAAGAGACAGGACAUGCCCAGACACAACCCUUUCAGAAGAGGAGGGAUGGAGAGUGAUGUAUGACUAUGAAGCUAACAAGAGACAGGACAUGCCCAGACACAACCCAUUCAGAAGAGGAGAGAUGGAGAGUGAUGUAUGACUAUGAAGCUAACAAGAGACAGGACAUGCCCAGACACAACCCUUUCAGAAGAGGAGGGAUGGAGAGUGAUGUAUGACUAUGAAGCUAACAAGAGACAGGACAUGCCCAGACACAACCCAGGCAGAAGAAGAGAGAUGGAGAGUAAUGUCUUCUGUGUAUGUUCCCUCUCGUGCUGUAAAGAACAAACUUUCCAUGCAUUCAGGUUUACGUGUGUUUUCUCACUAUAUUGCUUGUCCUACUGCCAUCUAGACAUUACAGUAGAUUCUGAAGUUUUGGAAAGGAAGUACAAAACCCCAUGGAUUCAGUCCUUUGAGCUUGUACAAGUGUAUGAAAUCAGCACUAGACACUCAAGUCUUAUAUUCAGUAUGUUGGAAAAAUUAUCCCCAUUAGACAAACAUCUAAAUUUGCGUAAUGUACGAUAUCUACAAAUGAUCCAUGAUGAACACUAAAAUGCCUGUGUCUUGUGUGAGAAUGUGUAUAUACUGUAUGAUUAUAACUGUUCCAGUGUUAACAACAGCUAACCUAGAGUAAAGAGGUACUCUGAGUACAACAUUGAUGUCCAUUUUAAUAGUUGUGUGUAUUACUUCCUUGUGGCCCACAUACUGGGGCGGCAGGGUAGCCUAGUGGUUAGAGCGUUGGACUAGUAACCGAAAGGUUGCAAGUUCCAAUCCCUGAGCUGACAAGGUACAAAUCUGUCAUACUGCCCCUGAACAGGCAGUUAACCCACUGUUCCUAAGCCCUCAUUGAAAAUAAGAAUUUGUUCUUCACUGACUUGCCUAGUAAAAUAAAGGUAAAAAAAUGU
Molecule: messenger RNA, 2754 nt
Organism: Oncorhynchus kisutch (coho salmon)
Lineage: Eukaryota; Metazoa; Chordata; Actinopteri; Salmoniformes; Salmonidae
Product: metalloproteinase inhibitor 4
Exons: 5
Coding region: 444-1133 (229 amino acids)
Biological process (GO): response to cytokine; negative regulation of membrane protein ectodomain proteolysis; response to hormone
Cellular component (GO): extracellular matrix
Molecular function (GO): protease binding; metalloendopeptidase inhibitor activity
Source: RefSeq, a predicted model, not a curated record